CAGUCGGGAGAGUGAGUCGCGCGCUCACGAUGGCUCGGCUCUGCUCAGCUCUGCAGCCUCUUGGGCCAUCUGGAGCUUCGGAGCCUCUUUAGUGCCGGAGUUCGGGCCGCAGGCGGCGGGCGAGCAGAGCCUCUGGAUGGAUUCUUCCUCGGAAGCUUUGCUAAUUUGCAGCAGCUGGGCAAUGCUCCUCAUUACCAUCUGUCUGUCCGCAUAGUUCAGCGUCAUUUCAUUGUGGUGGCAGGGACUCCACUCCGAAUUCUGUAUAGAAAAAGCUCCUGGAUUCCAGUCUUUCAAUGGCUUCGAGACAACCAGAAGUGCCUGCUCUUGCGUCCAGUGGGCCUCUAGGCAAGAUGUCCCUGCCCAUCGGGGUGUGCCGCCGGGCAUUCAGCUAUGAUGAUGCCCUAGAGGACCCUGCGCCCAUGACUCCUCCUCCAUCCGACAUGGGCAGCAUUCCCUGGAAGCCAGUGAUUCCAGAGCGCAAGUAUCAGCAUCUUGACAAGACAGAGGAAGGAGCGGCCAGUGUCUCUUCCCUUGCUGUGACUCCAUCAACAGCCACUGACAGUUCAGACAAGGCCCCUGUGGUGAAGGCCAAAGCUACCCAUGUCAUCAUGAAUUCCCUGAUCACAAAACAGACCCAGGAGAGCAUCCAGCGUUUUGAGCAACAAGCAGGACUGAGAGAUGCUGGCUACACACCCCACAAGGGCCUCACCACUGAGGAGACCAAGUACCUCCGAGUGGCAGAAGCACUCCAUAAACUAAAGCUGCAGAGUGGAGAGACAACAAAGGACGAGAAGCAGCCUGUAUCGGCCCAGUCCACCCCGAGCAGCACCCCUCACUCCUCCCCUAAGCAGAAAUCCAGAGGCUGGUUCCCCUCUGGGUCUUCCACAGCUUUACCUGGCCUGAAUCAUCAAACCAUGGAUCCUGGGAAUGGAAAUGACAUGAACUCAGUAGACAAGUGGAGCCUCUUUGGACCACGGCCCCUGCAGAGGUCUGACGCUGCAGGUUUUGCCAUCCAGGCUUACAAAGGUGCCCCAAAACCCUCUCCUAUGGAGCUAAUGCGUGCCCAAGCCACACGAGUAGGUGAAGAUCCAGCAACCUUCAAGCCGCCUAAGAUGGAUAUCCCAGUGGUAGAAGGGAAGAAACAACCACCUCGGAUCCAUAAUCUCAAACCCCGUGACCUGAAUGUGCUCACACCCACUGGCUUCUAGAAUGCUUUCUGUCCAGGGUCUGCAGUUUUCCCUGGGCUCUGACAUAGGAGUUACAUAGUUAACUGGAGGCCUGAGUGACAUUGUGCAGAUUGUCCUUGUGUGCAACCAUUUUGCACUGCUUUCAGGUUGGUGGAAUAUGUCAGUGGUGCUGAGUGACCUCACCCUUUUCUAAUCAUUUAUCCUAGGGAAGGACUUUGACCCUUGCUCUCCUAGAUAAAUAAGUGCUGGUGUGCUUCCAAAACUAAGGCCUGGAUUCCUUUUCCUUGAUCAACAUGAGCAGUUACAAAUCAUGAUAGAGGUGCCCACCAACUCAUCUGGACAUGGCUUCCUGACAUGCUUAGCCUUGUGAGUGGGCCUGGACUUGUCUGAGAGACCACACUUGGCAGGACCACAAGUUCUUUGUCUUGAUUAGUCCGGUGUACACUCCUGGCCCCUGUAGUUGAAGGCCUGCUUACUUGCUGUGUCACAGAACAAACACUAGUCUCACAUGGUCUCUUUUGCACUUUAACAUGAAAUUAAUUGAACUAACUGAGUCUACUGGUUUUAUACUGAUGAUUUCCCCUUCUACCCCACUGGGGAUUGAACCUAGGGUCUUGCUCUACCAAGUUAGUUUCACCCUAGUUCCUGGAUCUUAAGCUUUUUUUAGUUGUGUGUGUUUUGUUUUAUGAGACAGGGUCUCACUAUGUAGGCUUGGCUAGGCUGGAACUCACUCAUUAGACUCAAAGAGAAGAUCUACUGCCCCUU
Molecule: messenger RNA, 1952 nt
Organism: Arvicola amphibius (Eurasian water vole)
Lineage: Eukaryota; Metazoa; Chordata; Mammalia; Rodentia; Cricetidae
Product: putative monooxygenase p33MONOX
Exons: 1
Coding region: 294-1208 (304 amino acids)
Cellular component (GO): cytoplasm
Source: RefSeq, a predicted model, not a curated record